This is a messenger RNA of Sciurus carolinensis (gray squirrel), 3088 nucleotides long. It is a transcript of the gene Ppp1r21, whose product is annotated as protein phosphatase 1 regulatory subunit 21. The coding region runs from base 238 to 2454 and encodes 738 amino acids. The transcript has 23 exons. Gene Ontology annotation, cellular component: early endosome; membrane. The record is from RefSeq and is a predicted model, not a curated record. Lineage: Eukaryota; Metazoa; Chordata; Mammalia; Rodentia; Sciuridae.
GGAGGACAUGGCCUCGGCAGAGUUGCAGGGGAAGUACCAGAAGCUGGCUCAGGAGUACUCGAAGCUUCGGGCUCAGAAUCAGGUCCUUAAAAAAGGUGUUGUGGAUGAACAAGCAAAUUCUGCUGCUUUAAAGCUAAAUCCAUCUGGAUUAAUGGGGCUUCUCAUCUGUGAUCAUCUCCAGACAGCACUUGAAGGGGGCUAUGUUGUAUUCAUAUUUGUAUCCCUGGCACUGAGCAGAUGGAACAACUGAAAAUGAAGGAUCAGUCUUUGAGGAAACUACAACAGGAAAUGGACAGUUUGACAUUUCGAAAUCUGCAGCUUGCCAAGAGAGUAGAACUACUUCAAGAUGAACUUGCACUAAGUGAGCCUCGAGGCAAGAAAAACAAGAAAAGUGGAGAGUCUUCUCAGUUGAGCCAAGAGCAGAAGAGUGUCUUUGAUGAAGAUCUGCAAAAGAAGAUAGAAGAAAAUGAACGGUUGCAUAUACAGUUUUUCGAAGCUGAUGAACAGCACAAGCAUGUGGAAGCAGAGCUGCGGAGUCGACUGUCUGCUCUGGAGACGGAAGCCGCCCAGCACCAAGCUGUGGUUGAUGGCCUGACACGGAAGUACAUGGAAACCAUCGAGAAACUGCAGAAUGACAAAGCUAAGCUAGAAGUAAAAUCUCAGACUCUAGAAAAGGAGGCCAAGGAGUGUCGACUUCGAACAGAAGAAUGUCAAUUACAGUUAAAGAGUCUUCAUGAAGAUUUGUCAGGUAGAUUAGAGGAAUCCUUAUCAAUCAUCAAUGAAAAAGUACCUUUUAAUGAUACAAAAUAUAGUCAGUAUAACGCGCUCAAUGUUCCACUCCACAAUAGAAGGCAUCAGCUGAAGAUGCGAGAUAUUGCUGGGCAGGCCCUGGCUUUUGUUCAAGAUCUUGUGACAGCUCUUCUGAACUUUCACACCUAUACAGAACAGAGGAUUCAGAUUUUUCCUGUUGAUUCUGCCAUAGACACUAUAUCGCCAUUGAAUCAAAAGUUCUCACAGUACCUUCAUGAAAAUGCAUCUUAUGUCCGCCCCCUUGAGGAAGGAAUGCUUCACUUAUUUGAAAGUAUUACAGAGGAUACUGUGACUGUCCUGGAGACAACCGUGAAAUUGAAAACGUUUUCAGAGCACCUAACCUCCUACAUAUGUUUCCUUAGGAAGAUUCUUCCUUACCAAUUAAAAAGUUUAGAAGAAGAAUGUGAAUCUUCUCUUUGCACAUCUGCAUUAAGAGCAAGAAAUCUAGAGCUGUCUCAGGACAUGAAAAAGAUGACAGCUGUGUUUGAGAAGUUACAGACUUACAUUACUCUUCUUGCCUUGCCAAGUACAGAGCCAGAUGGACUCCUUCGAACAAACUAUAGUUCUGUUUUAACAAAUGUUGGUGUUGCUCUGCAUGGUUUUCAUGAUGUCAUGAAAGAUAUUUCUAAACAUUACAGUCAAAAAGCUACAAUAGAGCAUGAACUUCCAACAGCAACACAGAAGCUGAUAACAACUAAUGACUGUAUCCUGUCAUCAGUAGUGGCAUUAACAAAUGGAGCAGGAAAGAUUGCAUCUUUCUUCAGCAACAAUGUGGACUACUUCAUUGCUUCACUGAGCUAUGGGCCUAAGGCAUCAAGUGGAUUCAUUAGUCCUCUUUCAGCGGAAUGUAUGCUACAAUACAAGAAAAAAGCUGCUGCGUAUAUGAAGGCUUUGAGAAAGCCCCUCUUGGAGUCUGUGCCUUAUGAGGAAGCACUGGCAAACCGCCGGGUCCUUCUCAGCUCUACUGAAAGUCGAGAAGGCCUUGCACAACAGGUUCAACAGAGUUUGGAAAAGAUUUCUAAACUGGAGCAGGAAAAAGAACAUUGGAUGUUGGAAGCACAGUUAGCCAAAAUCAAGCUAGAGAAAGAAAACCAGCGGAUCGCAGAUAAGCUGAAGAGUACAGGUAGUGGGCAGCUGGUUGGGCUGGCCCAAGAAAAUGCUGCCUUGUUGAACACUACUGGCCAGGUUGAAGUGGUAGCCAAGGCUGUGUUGGAGCCUAUUCAGAGCACCAGUCUGAUUGGGACUUUAACCAGGACAUCUGACAGUGAGGUUCCAGAUGUGGAGUCUCGAGAAGACUUAAUUAAAAAUCACUACAUGGCAAGGAUAGUGGAGCUUACAUCCCAGCUGCAGCUGGCUGACAGUAAGUCAGUGCAUUUUUAUGCCGAGUGCCGAGCACUCACUAAAAGACUAGCCUUGGCUGAGAAGUCUAAGGAGGCAUUGACAGAGGAGAUGAAACUUGCCAGUCAGAAAAUCAGCAGACUUCAGGAUGAACUGACAACCACCAAGAGGAGUUACGAGGAUCAGUUAAGCAUGAUGAGUGACCAUCUGUGCAGCAUGAAUGAGACAUUGUCAAAACAGAGAGAAGAGAUUGAUACCCUGAAGAUGUCCAGUAAGGGAAAUUCAAAAAAGAACAAGAGUCGAUAGUUCACAAAUAGCUGGUUGGUGACUGUUCUUUCCAGAGCUGCUGCUACUGCUGCUGCACAGAGCUGCAGGCCGAGACUCCACGUCCAGUGCUGGCAGCUUCGGGAAGCUGAAGUGUUGCUGGACCUAGUAAACUAGUCAGUGUUGUAAAUGGCCUUGAAACAUUUAAAAUAUAUUUGUAACCAGUAAGGCAAAUACAGAAUUUGAUGUUGACAGUAAAAUGGAAAACAGUACACAUACCAUGGAUAUUAUAGGUUUCCUUAUGCUGUUUUUACUGUGCAAUUUUUAAAAUUAGGUUUUAAUUUCAGUAUGUAAGAAUAACAAAUAUUUUGUAUAUUUUCAAACUCAAUUAUAUGGUAAUCAAUUUGGUAUCUAUGGAAUAGAUAUGUUUCUGGAUAAAAUGCUUAAAUUGUCAAACUGUCAUUACUUCUUAUUAUAAUUGAAAGCAGUCUCCAGAUUCUUUUUUAAAGAUUUAUUCAUAUUCUCUAUCUCUCCCUCUCUGUCUUGGAGGGAGUGAGUCUUGCAAACUUCAGAUCCUGUGGGUUUAUUAUCAUUGUCUUCAGCUCUUAAGUACCCUCUCUGUGUUAAAAUAAUAGCUAAAGAAAAUUCAUGUCAAUAAAUUCAUACUUAUGUCAAA